Molecule: messenger RNA, 2344 nt
Organism: Sciurus carolinensis (gray squirrel)
Lineage: Eukaryota; Metazoa; Chordata; Mammalia; Rodentia; Sciuridae
Product: disks large-associated protein 5-like
Biological process (GO): signaling; mitotic spindle organization; regulation of mitotic cell cycle
Cellular component (GO): spindle pole centrosome; nucleus; cytoplasm
Molecular function (GO): microtubule binding
Source: RefSeq, a predicted model, not a curated record
AUGACUUAUACAGCUACAGGAGAGAUGGCCAUGGAAUCUCGUUCAGCCAUUCUGACACAUCCACAAACCUCCAGAGCUGCCAAGGACUGGACACGAGUGUGGGAAAGGAGCAUUGCUGCGAAGGACUUGCCAUUGUUGGAGUCAGCAAAAACUGUUCUAAGUGAACAACGAAAGCAAAUGCUCCAAAAAUACAAAGAAGAAAAGCAACUUCAAAAAUUAAAAGAACAGAGAGAGAAAACUAAACGAGGAAUAUUUAAAAUGGGUCUUUAUAGACCUGAUGCACCUUGCUUUCUUUUAUCAAAUCCAAAUGCUAUGAAAACUGAGCCAAAAAAGGCUAUUCCAUCUUCUGCACGGAUUACAAGAUCAAAGGCCAAGGAACAAAUUGAACAAACUAAGAUUGAGAAUGGGAUUGAUGUUCGAGCAAUUCGACCUGGUCAAAGACAGACUUCAGAAAAGAAGGUAUUGGACAAAGAGAAAACAGUUAUUCGGCCUAUUGCACCCACAUCAGUGAGAAUAACCCGAUCUACUACUCAAGCAGCAACCCAGAUUGUCAGAACAGUCUCAACUAACACUACAAGAAAGCCAGUCACAAGAGCCACUAAUGAUAAUGAACCUGAAAGAAAAGCACCAAAUAAAGGAAGACCUGUGAAAAAGAUAGAAACAAAACCUGACAAGGUUGUUUCUUUUAAACUUGAUAAUGAAGAAAAUACUUUGAAUUCACAAACCAGUGCAACAAAUGGAAUGGAUCCAGAUGGAAUCUUAUCAAAAAUGGAAAAUUUACCUAAGAAAAGUUCCGAAAAAAACAAAGGAAAGAAUUCCUUUGCACCUAAUGAUUUUAUGUUUCAUCCACUGGAUGGUUUGAAGACCUAUCAAGUAACAGUCAUGACUCCCACAAGUGCCAAUGCUUUCUUGACACCCAGUUAUACCUGGAACCCUUUAAAACCGGAGGGUGGUAAGACUCAAGAAGCAACAAAAGAAAUCUUGACCCCAAAAUGUAAAACUUACUCUACCAAGACAGUACAGCAAGAUUCAAGUAAAUUACUGUGUCCUUUAGGUUCUCUAACAGUUUUGAAUCAAGAACAUAGCUUAAAUCAAAAUGAAGCUACUACUAAAAGUUCAAGUGACCUUUCAAUAAAAGACGUUCCAGCGUUUGAAUUAAAUGAAGGUCAGAUGUCUCAGCCAACACAUGAUGUGCCAUAUUUCAGAAAUAUCCUACAGUCAGAAACUGAGAAAUUGACUUCAUACUGCCUUGAGUGGGACAGGAAGCUUGAAUUGGACAUUCCAGAUGAUGCUAAAGAUCUUAUUCGCACAGCAGUUGGUCAAACAAGACUCCUUAUUAAGGAAAGAUUCAAACAGUUCGAAGAACUGGUGAAUGAUUGUGAAUAUAAACGAGGUGAACUGAAGACUACCUGUGCAGAUCUGGAUGGAUUUUGGGAUAUGGUUAAUUUUCAGGUAGAAGAUGUAAACCGAAAAUUCAACAAUCUGACCAAACUGGAGGAGUCUGGAUGGCAAAACAAUAACAAUACAAAUAAAAGAGUCAUUCGGUACUCUCCUCUCCGUCUUUCUCAAAGACGUGGAACACCCAAGUCCAUCAGCAAACCCAUAUCUGAGAGCAAGGCUCAUGAGGACCUUCUAAGACAAACGCUACCACCAGAGAAUCCUGAUCCUCACAGCACCAAAAGUGAAUGUGUUGAUAAGAAAAUUUUGUUUUCAAAUAUUUCUGAAAGCAGGAAUAGCAUAAUAGAUGAUGCUCAGUGUCCUGGAUUACAAGGUUUAAUUGAAAUGAACCAUGGCGAAUAUGGAACUAACAAAAAGGAAGAAAUUGCAGACAUUGUGGAAAGAAUGGAACUAAAUUCUUCAGUUACCUCACAAGAUGUUUUGAUGACUAGCCCUGAAAAAAAUGUACUAUCACAAAAUAACAUCUUACAAGAAGAAGCUAAACCUUCUCAGUUAGUACUACUUGAUAAUAAAAGUGUCAUUACUGAAUGCCACCUUCUUGAUUCGCCAAGCCUAAACUUCAGUAAUCAGGUGGAGAGGAGACAUCAAGAACAUGCCAGACAUAUCUCCUUUGGUGGUAAUCUGAUUACCUUUUCACCUCUAAGGCCCCUCAGUGGAGAGCAACCAGAAGAAUUUUGAAUUAAAAAUAAAUCCAAACAUUUUCUUCAUAUUAUCAAUGCUGUGAAAUAUUCUUAGACAAUUGGAUGUUUGGAGAUGUAUUUGUGUUCACCUCUAUUCUAUCCACUUAUACAUUGUCACAUAAUGUUUUAAUAUUCAGUAUUCAUCUAAGUGUAUUUUGGAUAUACUAUUUCUCAGGGGAAGUGGGGAUGUUUUGUAUAUUAACCAC